AGUUGUUCAGAUCACUGUUACUAUCACAACAUCACACGCUGCAUUCUUCUUUGCCACGAUGCCCUCAUUCAGUAUAGUGGAGUUUGUGGAUGAAGUUGACUCUGAUGGCUGCAAAAAAGUGGAUAUUAUUCCAUUAGAGUGGUUCAAGGGCACCGACAGAAAAUUAUGCUGGUGGCCACCAGCCACGCUCCUGAAUGUAACCAAGGCUGUGAAAGAGGGAACACCACCAGCCAAAAACUGGAUUCUCUGCAAUGUGCGUGCUAUGGGAGACGCAGCCACUUUUACAGAUGCCAGGGUGAAACUCCAUCAAGCUGAAUAUACAUCAGACCUGACAGACACUGACGAUCGCUUGAGAAAGAGAAAGGGAAGUGCAAAACUCUUCGAAAGCCAAAAGAGCAAGCAACUAGAAUCAACUGAGAAUUCUGAUUCGGAGGAGGAAUUUCCACCCACUCCCCCUGAAAAACUCCUUGGGCUAGCAGCAAAGCAAAUGAUCAGCCCCACUGCCCAGCGAGUUGCCAGUUCCACUAUCCAGCAGGGCGCCAGCCCCACUGCCCAGCGAGUUGCCAGUUCCACUAUCCAGCAGGGCGCCAGCCCCACUGCCCAGCGAGUUGCCAGUUCCACUAUCCAGCAGGGCGCCAGCCCCACUGCCCAGCGAGUUGCCAGUUCCACUAUCCAGCAGGGCGCCAGCCCCACUGCCCAGCGAGUUGCCAGUUCCACUAUCCAGCAGGGCGCCAGCCCCACUGCCCAGCGAGUUGCCAGUUCCACUAUCCAGCAGGGCGCCAGCCCCACUGCCCAGAGUCUUGCAACCCCCGGUUGUGAAGCCAUGUUCUCUAAACUUCUUACAAUUCUAGAAGAAGUGAAGGAGACCCAGCGGGUUCACAGUAAGAUAUUAAAUGCCCUACUGAAGAAGCAAGAGGCACCAGUGAUGGAGGUUCCUGAAGGAGUGGCCUUCCCUCUGCAAACUCAAGCUGAUGUUGAGGCUCUCGAUGAGAAACUGAAAGACCGCAGUCUAAUGUCUACUGUUGCUGCCGUGGUAGCAGAUGUAGGGGGCACAAGUGUAGAUGACGCAACAAGGCGAAUGAUGAAAUUCCUUCUGUCAAACGAGCUGGCAUUGGACUACAACCUGUUCGGCCGUCACGGAAAAAAGAAGUUUAAGGACUUGCGUCUUUUCAGUGUUGUAUAUGAGGCUCUUAAGAAGAACACAUUGACGGCACAAGUGAACCAGCAGGAAGCUGAGAGGGCACUGUCAAAAUGGUUCACUGGGGCAAGAGACAGAGGAGGACGAAGGGCGUCCAGACAGCCAAUGCAAACUUAAACAGAAAUGUGUUCUCGGGUACAGCUUCUGCUCCAUGCCUGACUGUCCUGGAAAGUGGUUCUGUCUAGACCCUCUACAGUUUCAUCCAUGUUCCUCACGAUUAUGCAAUGUUGAUCUGUUGUCCUGUUCAGUCAUUAUUCACCUCUGAAAACUUGUUUUAAAAAAAUUCAUAUGAUAGAAGUUAUACUGUCCAUGUAUAAUAAAAGCUGAAUUUGGA
Melanotaenia boesemani (Boeseman's rainbowfish) is the source of this 1532-nucleotide messenger RNA. RefSeq lists its product as uncharacterized. The transcript has 7 exons. The record is from RefSeq and is a predicted model, not a curated record. Bases 59 to 1315 code for a protein of 418 amino acids. Lineage: Eukaryota; Metazoa; Chordata; Actinopteri; Atheriniformes; Melanotaeniidae.